Molecule: messenger RNA, 546 nt
Organism: Penicillium cataractarum
Lineage: Eukaryota; Fungi; Ascomycota; Eurotiomycetes; Eurotiales; Aspergillaceae
Product: RPEL repeat-containing protein
Exons: 2
Coding region: 1-546 (181 amino acids)
Source: RefSeq, a predicted model, not a curated record
AUGACCAGCGCCAUCGACGAAACUCCCCUCAGCGCCUUCCCGCACGAGCGCCGCAACUCGCUGGAGAAACAUCUCCAGACGCGCCCGGACAUGCAGGACCUCAAGAACCGCCAUAUCCUGCUGAACACCAAUGUGGCACCAUCUCUCCAGUCCGCCCAGCAGGAACUGGACCGCCAGCGCGCGACGGACAGUCUGAAGAAGAACCUCGAGAAGAGACCCGAGCGAGAUGAGUUGGUGGAGCGUAUAUCUCCCCGUUCCUUCUGUUGUCUCUCUGAUUCUACAGUUUACACAUGCGUUACACAUGCUGUUUUCAUGCCUUUGACGCGCUAUUACCCCCGGACGUUAUCCUCGGCCGUUAUACUAACCAGACAAGGUAAUAUCCUCCCCGCUUCCACCGCCGCUCCGGCCCUGCAGGCUCACGCCCGUGAACUCGAGCGCCAUAUGUUGGCCGAUAAUCUGGAGCACAAGAUUCAGAAUCGUCCCGAGCCCGAGGCGCUUAUUACUCAGGGGAUUUUGACGGAGGAUGAGGAUCCGCGCUCGGCGUGA